This is a messenger RNA of Toxotes jaculatrix (banded archerfish), 3512 nucleotides long. Its product is annotated as indian hedgehog B protein-like. Gene Ontology annotation, biological process: regulation of gene expression; cell-cell signaling; multicellular organism development. The record is from RefSeq and is a predicted model, not a curated record. The transcript is spliced from 4 exons. NCBI's taxonomy places the organism in Eukaryota, Metazoa, Chordata, Actinopteri, Toxotidae. The coding region runs from base 588 to 1901 and encodes 437 amino acids. Gene Ontology annotation, molecular function: patched binding; calcium ion binding.
GAGGGCAGGACUGGCAGGGUGCGGUCUGAAGUGGCAACAGAUCGUUUUGGAUCACUCAAAUCCCUUCAAUUCAACUGGAAAGCUGCAGCUUGUUGCACGCCGGCCGCAUAUGGAGAGGAAAAGCUUUCAAUCCAGAGAGGACACCAACCAAACAGCAGGCGAAAGUGGCUGAUGUUGUGACAGUUUCCCAGAGCAAAAGAAAGAGAGGGAGAGAAACCACAACACUGCAACUUGGAUAUCAGUAACCGCGCUCUCUCUUUAACUCUCUCACCCACCAAAUCGACUUUGAACCUGUUUGUUUAAAUACACGGACUUUACAGCCUGCACACUUAGCCUACUGUUGGUUCUGUAAGACGGAGGAAGCGAAGUUUCUCAGUUCGGGUUCGGGUUUUUGGAGCCACUAAAAACUUUUUUUGGUGUCCUCAUGGUGCCCGGCGCAGCCGAGGUGCUGGGCUUCUUUUACUCGAGUUUGUUGUGACGUGAUGUUGCGACUGUCACGGACGAUGGAGUCGGGAACUGAACCGGGGAGGUACUGAAGACAUCUCUCUCCCCAGGGAGAGUUCUCCUUCUCCCCCCGCCCCGAGGCGAUGCGGAUCUCCUUCCUCCUUCUCACCGCCUCUCUGUGUGCCUCGGUCCUCCUCCUCGCACCUGCCUCGGAGGGCUGCGGGCCGGGGAGGGGGUACGGCAAGAGGCGGCUCCCGAAGAAACUCAUGCCGCUUGCCUACAAGCAGUUCAGCCCCAACGUCGCCGAGAAGACCCUGGGAGCCAGCGGGCGACCCGAGGGCAAAAUAACGCGCAACUCCGAGCGCUUUAAAGAACUGACGCCGAAUUAUAACACAGACAUUAUCUUCAAAGAUGAGGAGGACACGGGAGCCGACAGGCUCAUGACCCAGCGUUGUAAAGACAAGUUAAACUCUCUGGCCAUAUCUGUGAUGAACAUGUGGCCGGGUGUGAAGCUGAGAGUGACAGAGGGCUGGGAUGAGGAUGGCCAUCACUCAGAGGACUCGCUGCACUAUGAGGGACGUGCUGUCGACAUCACCACGUCAGACAGGGACAGGAAUAAGUAUGCCAUGUUGGCCCGUUUGGCUGUAGAAGCUGGAUUUGACUGGGUCUUCUACGAGUCCAAAGCCCACAUUCACUGUAGCGUCAAGUCUGAACAUUCUGUGGCAGCCAAAACUGGUGGUUGUUUCCCCGGCGAUGCUCAGGUUAUUCUUGAGGGCGGGGGUACAAAACAGAUGCGUGACCUUCACCCUGGUGACUGUGUUUUAGCUUCCUCAACAACAGAUGGCCACGGUGCUCUUCUCUACAGCCCAGUCUUAUCCUUUUUGGACCGCCAGCCCAACGUCACCAAGAUCUUCUACAUCAUCGGCACCGACACAGGACUUAAUAUAACUCUCACAGCAGCUCACCUGAUCUUUGUCACAGACUGCACUGGAGGGCAGAGUGAGCUGGGGAGGGAAGAGACAGUUGAAGAGCCAUUUUUGGGCUCCACACCGGGGGACAGGCCUAGCUGGGAAGCAGGUCUGAGGACAGUUUUUGCCAGUGAGGUCCGUCCAGGACAGUGCGUACUUACACCACAAGGGAAGGUGGGGUCACAGACAACAUUUUCAGUUGUGACCUUUGUGGAGGAACAGAGGAGUACCGGACUGUAUGCCCCACUCACCCAGCAUGGGUCUAUAGUGGUGAACGGCGUGCUGGCAUCCUGCUACGCCGCUGUGGACAAUCACCAUUUGGCCCACAAGGCCCUGGCCCCACUGAGAUUCUUCUACAGUCUGAUAGGGCCUUCAGAACCGCAGACUGAUGGGCUGCACUGGUAUCCUUGGCUUCUACAGAAGCUAGGGCAAAUGCUGCUGGAUGCUGGACACUUCCACCCCUGGGGGACUGAGCAAGGACUUAGAUAGGAGCCACAGAGACAUGUGUCACACUGAUGACUUCAUUCAGUUACCUGUAUUCAGGAGAACCAAAGCACAGAACACUGCUGUCUCUCGCAACAGAAGAAAGUGAUCGAGGGACUACCAAAGACAACUGAUUUUAUAGUGUAAAUGUAUUUUGUACUCACUCUACUUGCCUGUAUUUGCUGUACUUCAACAAACUCCUUUUUGUAGCACAAGUAAAAUUGUGCAGGAGACAAAGAGAGGAGACGGUUUGCUUUAGUUUAGGUGUGCAAGAAAAUCAGCGUAAAUCAAAAAUAAAAGUUUUAGUUUGAAUACCAACAUAAAUACCGGAAUAAGUGUCACCACCAUGUUCAAUCCACUCACCUUACAGAUAAUAAACAAAGACUGUGACUCAAAACAAUAGCUUUCAUUAAAUCAAAUUGUAGGUAGCAAGUAAAACAACCAGGUUUAAUCAUUCCUUUGUACUGUAUCUACCAUAACCUGCCAACAUUUAUGCAUUUUGAGAUCAAACUAGGUCAUACUGACACAGUUAGAAGUAAUUUUAACAUAUGAGGGAAAAAAGUAUCAUGAAGAAAACCGGGUGUGAUUUAAAGCUCUGUUUGUACAUAGGUAUUUAUACAGUUAAGUAAUGUUAAGAAGGAAAGAAAGACAACAAAUGAACUUUGCUCUUUAUACUGUCAAAAUAAUCAUUGCAGAAAAUCCACUGAUGCUUCAGUCUUCUCUGUAGAACCUAUACUGUAUAUGAGAAAUCACUUACAAAAUAAUAUUUAACUGGAAAAUUUACAAAGCUCAUUGAAAUGUGGUUGGUGAAAUCCUAUGUAUUUACUGAAUGCAGUGUAGCGACGUGCUGGUGUUGCAGUGUAGCUUCAUGUCUGAAAAGGGCUUUGUUGGGAAACUAUUCAAUGGCAGGGAGUGAUGAUGGACACGAUAAUUGUGUUGCCGUGUUUUUGCGUUCAGCGUAACAAAAUUUGUGAAGUACUGAUGCGGGAUAGAUGCAUGGUGCUGUGACGGCCUGUCUUGUUCUUCCAAGUCCGCCAUCUGUUUUCAUUCAACUUGAUUGUCUCAGACUGAUGCAUAUGGUUCAUUUAUACAUACAUGUUUUUUUUGUGACGUUUUUCAUUGUUUCAGGUUUUCAGUUUUCAGGUCAGUAGAAUCUAGUUAAGUCAUCCACAAAACUCAGGCUCUAUUCAACUACUGUAUUAAGCAACAGCUAUGCAUCAUGAUAAAUAACAGUUAUCUUUAAUCCUGAAUAGUAAGAGUUUGUUUGAUAGCUCUCCUUUACAUUAACCUUUUUUUUUUUUGUAUUCCAUCUAUCACCCAAGACCCAGAUUGGCAGGGGUACCAAAAAGCUGAUCUUUAACUCUGUGAGACGCAAAUCUAAUCUUGUGAUAUAUUGCCGAAAGGAUAUGAACACAUACAUAGCUCAUAUUGCCCAAGUGUCCCUUCAGAAAACAUUUGGUGAGCAUGUUUUGUGAAGACUCAAACAUUGCAAUGAUCUAGGAACUCCAAGGCUUUCUCUAUAUGCCUGCUCAAAGAUUUGUUAAAUAUGUAUAUUAAGCUAUUGUUGGAGAGACUAUUUAAAGAUCUAUUUUUAGAAAAUAAUGUAAACUAUUCUUA